Syngnathoides biaculeatus (alligator pipefish) is the source of this 2203-nucleotide messenger RNA. RefSeq names its product cytochrome c oxidase assembly protein COX15 homolog (gene cox15). The coding region runs from base 155 to 1399 and encodes 414 amino acids. Gene Ontology annotation, molecular function: oxidoreductase activity, acting on NAD(P)H, heme protein as acceptor. The record is from RefSeq and is a predicted model, not a curated record. Lineage: Eukaryota; Metazoa; Chordata; Actinopteri; Syngnathiformes; Syngnathidae. The transcript has 9 exons. Gene Ontology annotation, cellular component: mitochondrial inner membrane. Gene Ontology annotation, biological process: heme A biosynthetic process.
UAUAUAUUAUACAAUUAACAUUUUCACCAACCUUGUGCUGACGUCAGGGGUUAAGAGUUGAAAGUUCAAGCUGGCGUUUUGCAACAUGAUUAUUUAAAUGCUGUUGUAACAACGUCUAGAACGGCGGCUUUGGGUAGAAACUGCGGGACAAAACAUGUUACUUUCUUCGAUAAGGAUAACGUUAACAAAUGGCUGCAGACGCGCCGGAGGAAUUCAACACAGUAACUGUGCCAAAUUACGACAGUGGCUAGCGCGAAGGGGCCAGAGCACCAUUACAGCCGAGGCAGGAGCUUCAGCCUCCCCAUCAUCAUCAGCAGCAGCAGCAGCCGCCGCCGCCGCUAGUGUCCCCAAUGCAGCCACAAACAGGAUCGUAGGUCGCUGGUUACUUGGCUGCAGCGGUCUUGUUGUCGGCGCUGUUGUUCUCGGUGGCGUCACACGACUAACAGAAUCUGGCCUGUCCAUGGUCGACUGGCAUCUGGUGCGAGAGAUGAAGCCCCCUCAGUCGCAGGCAGAGUGGGAGGCCGAGUUUUCCAAAUAUCAGCAGUUUCCUGAAUUCAAGAUAAUGAACCACAACAUGACUCUGCCAGAGUUUAAGUUCAUCUUCUACAUGGAGUGGGGUCAUCGUAUGUGGGGAAGGCUCGUAGGUUUGGCCUACAUCCUUCCCACUCUGUACUUCUGGAGGAAAGGCUACUUCACUCGCUCCAUGAAGGGAAAAGUUCUCGGUCUAUGUGGAUUUGUCUUCUUCCAGGGCCUGUUGGGUUGGUACAUGGUCAAAAGUGGUCUGGAGGAGAAGCCAGAGUCACAUGACAUCCCACGGGUCAGCCAGUAUCGACUGAGUGCUCACCUCGGUUCUGCCUUACUCCUUUACUGUGCCAGUCUGUGGACCGGCCUUACGCUACUGCUGCCUGCUCACAAGUUGGCAGACACCAAACGCCUCAUACAGCUGCGAAGGUUUGCCAAGGGAACUGGUGGACUCGUCUUUCUUACAGCUCUUUCAGGUGCUUUUGUUGCCGGUUUGGAUGCGGGCCUGGUGUACAACUCCUUCCCUAAGAUGGGAGAACGCUGGGUCCCUGAUGACCUGUUGGCCUUCUCGCCCACCCUCAAGAACUUCUUUGAGAACCCCACAACUGUGCAAUUUGACCACAGGAUCUUAGCGGUCUCAUCUUUGACGGCCAUCACUGGGCUGUAUCUGUUUUCUAGAAGGAUGGUGCUGCCGAGGAGAGCCAAGAUAGCAAUCAGCCUCCUCACAGCAAUGGCAUACGGACAGGUUGCACUGGGAAUCAGCACAUUACUGCUGUACGUGCCCACUCCUCUGGCAGCGACUCACCAGUCUGGAUCUGUGGCGCUACUCUCGCUGGCCAUUUGGGUUCUGGCCGAGCUCCGUAAGAUGCCCAAAUAAUGAUGGGCAAUUUUUUUUCCUGGACUAUUAACUUCUAAAACCUGGGACAAUCACUGGUUUAUUUUAAAAUAAGGUCAACAAGCAAACAAAUGAAUUGGAUCUCUAUGCACACAAUCUGCACUCAUUUCUUCAACUUCAAGCACUAGAAAAGUUAGAUUUGAAUAAUGGUACCGUAUUUCCUCAAAAAGAUGACCCAGCCCAUUUGCACCCCAUUGCUAACCAAAACAGCAGCAUCUGCAAAGCAUGUUAACAAUCUCUUGUCGUAAACAAGUUUCUUGUGCAGCAUCGAAGAAUAUUUAUUGACAAUUAGCUUUCUACAUUGUUGUGUGGAUCUAUGUUUUUGUUUCUGGCGAGGUAGAAGACUCAUUCAUUCAUAUUGUUGAACGUAAUUAGGUUUUAAUUAUACAUUAAUUUAACUAAAUGUAAUAAAUUCAAAUCCACAUAUGAAAAAUUUUUAAUCCGUGUCCUGAGCCUCUAUUUGAGGAAAUAAGGUAUCAAAUGGCAGCAUUUAUUUUCACAGCAGUAUAAUUUCACAUUUUGUAGCUAAAAUGGGGGCCAUUAUAAGACAAAAUUUUUCUGUGAACCCACUUUUACUUGUUUUGAAUGUAAUUGCUGAGCUAUUAUUAUUUCUCUCCACUAUUCAACUGCCUAUGUGCUGAACAAGAUGUGGCUCUUGAAAUUAUGACUAUAAAAUGUAUAUUUUGAAUCAUGCCGCUUCUUGCUGUCAAAAUUAUGGAUAGAUUUUUUUUUGUUAUUCCUUGUAUUAUUUCAAUAAAAUGUACAGUCUGAAAACAACCGUCGCCC